AUGUAUGCAUGUGGAGCUUGCGACUCUGUUUUCCAGUCAGUUCAUGAUUGUAUACAACAUAUUAAAGCCUGCCACCCAGCCUAUGUUUUUGGACUAACAUGUAAGUUUAUCAGUUGUGGGCGAAAGUACGAUAGUAUUAAUAGCUUUAGAAAACAUCUGGAAAGCCACAAUAUUGAGUUGCAGUUGCCUCCCUUACUACCUGUUCAAAAUAAUGUAGACAAUGCUAAUAAUGGUUUAGGGGAUGAUGGUGUUGUUCUUGGUGAUAAUGUUGGUGUGAAUUUUCCUGAGCACGAGUUGUUAAACAUUACUGAUGAAGAAUUCACAGAAAAUGUUGCUAAUUCAGCUAUCAGGUUCAUUUCUAAAAUGUAUUCAAUUAACACCAUGAAUAGAAGUGACGUUGAUUUGGUUCUUAAAUACAGUAAUGAAUUUGUUCAAUGCAUUGUUUCAAAUAUCCGUUUAAGAGUCCGUCCAGACAAUAUCCUUCAAAAUGUUUUUGACAUUGCUCAUGGAGCGCUGGACGACUUACAAACUGAAACCCAGAGGUUCAAUGCCCUAGAGUCUAUGGGUGUUUUGAUUAAUCCUGUACCAUUUAAUUUUGAUUAUGUACCAGAAAUUGUGGGAAAUAUAGAACCUGUAGUGGAACAAGUGCCUCUUACUGGUCAGUUUGUUCCUAUAAGAUCUAUUUUUAAAUCUUUUUUUGAAUUAGAAGGAGUGUAUAAGACUGUUGUCGACAAUUACAAUGAUCUUGUGCGAACUGUAAAUCCUGUGAGCAAUAUAGUGCAGGGUAGCUUAUGGAAAGAAGUCAUUCUCCCAAAAUUUGGUGGAAAAGUUGUUCUUCCUAUAACGAUUAAUUAUGAUGAUACUGAGCCCGACAACUCUAUUGGAUCUCAUAGUGGUGAUCAUAAGCUCGGACCUGUUUACUUCAGCUGCCCAGUAAUUCCCCAAAAAUAUUUAGGUGCAUUAAAAAACAUGUUCCUGUCAUGCCUGUUUCUGACAAACCAUAGAAAUGUUGCGAAUGGCAAUCACAGAGCUUUUCACCUUCUUAUAGAAGAACUUUUGUUCUUAGAAAACGAAGGAAUACUUAUCAAAGUAGAUGGCGAAGAAAUUAGAUUAUAUUUUGCUUUAGUUGCCAUACUUGGUGACAAUUUAGGUUUACAUUCUAUUCUUGGUUUUGCGGAAGGCUUCACGGCAAACUAUUCUUGCCGAUUUUGUCGCAUGCAUAGGGAUGAUCUUCAAAGAAUGACGCAUGUACCAGCAAAUCUGUUGCGGACAGUAGAAAACUAUGCAGAGGACGUUCAAACAAAUAAUCUUCCUCUCACUGGUGUUUUUGAAGAAUGUGUUUUUAACCAGUUGAGCUCGUACCAUGUUAUUACAAAUCCAAGUGUUGAUAUUAUGCAUGAUAUUCUCGAAGGAACGGGAAAAUACGUCAUGGCCAAGAUUCUAACCUCUAUCGUAUAUGAUAGACAUUACAUGUCACUAGAGACUUUAAUUGAGAGGGUUGAUGAUUUUUUUUAUGGAAAGGUAGAAGCUGGUAAUAGGCUACAAGCAUACAAAUUGACAAGAGAUUCCAUUGUAGGGGGAAGUCUUAAUUUUUCUUCUUCAGAAAUGUUGUGUUUCAUUAGAUGUUUUGGGGAAAUGGUGGGGGACCUUAUCCCGGAGAAUGAUCCAGUGUGGAACCUAUUCCUCAUGUUAAGAGAUAUUAUCAGUAUUGUCUUCGCUCCGUCAUUCUCUCGUGGAACCGAAGAACUACUACAAGUUUUGGUUCAGGAUCAUAACAAUACCUAUCAGGAAUUGUUCCGGGCUGAUUUUCAACCAAAAUUUCACUUUAUGUUACACUAUGCCCAUUUAAUGACUGUCGUAGGCCCACUGCUGCACCUUUCCAGCAUGCGGUGGGAAAGUAAGCAUAGGGAACUCAAGCAAGUGGCCCGUGCAACAAACUCACGAAUAAACUUGCCAUAUACUGUGAUUAUGAAAUGCAUGUUAAGAUUGGCCUAUCGAUUUUUGUCAGGUGAUGGGCUUAGAGUUGAGUUCAGUGUUGGAAGUACCUCACCAGUACCUCGAAGAAUUAUUGACCCAGAAGGAAUUUUGCAUCACUUUGUUGAUGCUAAUGAGGAAAUUUACAAUGUCGCUAAGUGGAUUACCGUGUGUGGUGUCUACUUUACAGCAGGUCUUGCUGUUCAUACAGCGUACACUAAUGGUUACCCAUGUUUUGCUAAAAUUGAAAAAAUUGUCUAUGAAGGUAUUGAAGUUGGCUCCUUAAAGCCAAAAAUAUUUUUUGUUUGUAAAGAGCUUGUGACUAAUUUCUUUGUUCGCCAUGUUUAUGCAUUUGAUGUUACUGAGUCUAGAGACCCUUUCUUUGCUCUUCGGUAUGAAGAUCUGGUCAGCCCCCAUCCCUUUGUAAUACGGCCAAAUAGAAAUGGACGGACAUAUGUAUCCACUCGAUACGAUUUGUAA
This is a messenger RNA of Frankliniella occidentalis (western flower thrips), 2454 nucleotides long. RefSeq lists its product as uncharacterized. Bases 1 to 2454 code for a protein of 817 amino acids. The transcript has a single exon. Lineage: Eukaryota; Metazoa; Arthropoda; Insecta; Thysanoptera; Thripidae. The record is from RefSeq and is a predicted model, not a curated record.